Cynocephalus volans (Philippine flying lemur) is the source of this 1050-nucleotide messenger RNA. It is a transcript of the gene TMEM255A, whose product is annotated as transmembrane protein 255A. The transcript has 10 exons. Bases 1 to 1050 code for a protein of 349 amino acids. NCBI's taxonomy places the organism in Eukaryota, Metazoa, Chordata, Mammalia, Dermoptera, Cynocephalidae. The record is from RefSeq and is a predicted model, not a curated record.
AUGCAUCAGUCCCUGACUCAGCAGCGGUCUAGCGACAUGUCCCUGCCCGAUUCCAUGGGAGCCUUCAAUCGGAGGAAACGAAACUCCAUCUAUGUCACCGUGACUUUGCUUAUUGUGUCCGUGUUAAUUCUCACAGUUGGCCUUGCUGCGACCACCAGGACCCAGAAUGUGACUGUUGGAGGUUAUUACCCUGGAGUUAUUCUCGGCUUUGGAUCGUUCCUUGGAAUCAUUGGAUCAAACCUUAUUGAGAACAAACGGCAGAUGCUGGUGGCUUCUAUCGUGUUUAUCAGCUUUGGUGUGAUUGCGGCUUUUUGUUGUGCCAUAGUUGACGGGGUCUUUGCUGCCAGACACAUUGAUCUGAAACCACUCUACGCUAAUAGGUGCCACUAUGUCCCCAAGACAUCCCAGAAGGAAGCUGAGGAGGUCAUAAGUUCCUCAACCAAAAAUUCUCCUUCCGCGAGGGUUAUGAGGAACCUUACCCAGGCAGCUAGAGAGGUGAACUGCCCUCACCUCAGCCGUGGAUUCUGCACGCCUCGCAUCCGGGGCAACACCUGCUUCUGCUGUGACCUCUACAACUGUGGCAACCGGGUGGAGAUCACCGGUGGGUACUAUGAAUACAUUGAUGUCAGCAGCUGCCAGGACAUCAUUCACCUCUACCACCUGCUCUGGUCUGCCACCAUCCUCAACAUUGUCGGCCUGUUCCUGGGCAUCAUCACUGCUGCUGUCCUGGGAGGCUUUAAGGACAUGAACCCAACUCUCCCAGCACUGAACUGUUCUGUUGAAAAUGCCCAUCCAACUGUUUCUUACUAUGCUCGUCCCCAAGUGGCAUCCUACAAUACCUACUACCAUAGCCCUCCUCAUCUGCCACCAUAUUCUGCUUAUGACUUUCAGCAUUCCAGUGUCUUUCCAUCCUCCCCACCCUCUGGACUUUCUGAUGAGCCCCAGUCUGCUUCUCCUUCGCCCAGCUACAUGUGGUCCUCGAGUGCACCACCCCGUUACUCUCCACCCUACUAUCCACCUUUUGAAAAGCCACCACCUUACAGUCCCUAA